This is a messenger RNA of Coffea eugenioides, 1220 nucleotides long. Its product is annotated as thymidylate kinase-like. Lineage: Eukaryota; Viridiplantae; Streptophyta; Magnoliopsida; Gentianales; Rubiaceae. Gene Ontology annotation, molecular function: dTMP kinase activity; ATP binding. The transcript is spliced from 6 exons. The coding region runs from base 329 to 1111 and encodes 260 amino acids. Gene Ontology annotation, cellular component: nucleus; cytoplasm; cytosol. Gene Ontology annotation, biological process: dUDP biosynthetic process; dTDP biosynthetic process; dTTP biosynthetic process. The record is from RefSeq and is a predicted model, not a curated record.
CUUUUUUUUUUUUUCAGCGUUCCCUCCUUCGAGCUCUUGCACAUCCUGGUGCUCCGCUCCAUCAAAGCUUAGAGGAUGGUCAUGGCUUCUCAAGAGUAGCUCUAACCUUCGACUCCCAACUCCCAAGUCUCUCCCGCCCGUCAAAUUCCCACAAAAUUCGAUAUUCAUUUCCGCCAUUUUUAGUGUCGAGAGCCCCAGCGAAAUUGAUCUCUGCUAUUUUAUUUUUGGGUUGCGUAAUUACUAUAGGUCGUUGGAUCUGGGAUCUGGGAAAUCAGUCGAGUCUAUUGCUAGCAUGAAUGGUGCAAGGGCUCCCAAAUACGUAUGACAUAUGCCUGCUACUUGGCUUAGUGAGUCUCUAUUUCGAUAUAUUGGAAGGCUAGGGCCUUGCAAGUCAUUGAACUCUCGUUUCAAUUGGAAGUCCCCGUCGAAGCAUUUGUUUACAAAAAUCUGCAUGGACAAUAAUCAGUGCAUUAGUUCGAAGUGGGAUCCAAGAGGAGCUUUAAUCGUCUUUGAAGGUCUGGACAGAUGUGGAAAGACGUCGCAAUGUAGCAGACUUCUUUCAUCCUUGGAGAGACUGGGACAUUCAGUUGAAUCUUGGAGAUUUCCUGAUAGAGAUACCGGUGUUGGCCAGAUGAUUUCAUCUUAUCUUUCCAACCAAUCACAGUUGGAUGAUCAUGCCAUUCAUUUACUCUUCAGUGCAAAUCGGUGGGAGAAAAGAUCAUUAAUGGAAGCUAAGCUGAAGAGCGGAACCACUCUCAUCGUUGACCGGUAUGCCUAUUCUGGGGUAGCUUUCUCUUCUGCCAAGGGACUUGAUAUUGAAUGGUGCAAGGCUCCAGAGUUGGGGUUGUGGGCUCCAGAUUUGGUGGUUUACCUUGACAUAUCACCAGAGAAAGCUGCUGAAAGAGGAGGUUACGGAGGGGAGAGAUAUGAGCAGCUUGAAUUUCAAAGGAAAGUUGCACAAUCUUACCGGGCACUUUCUGAUGCAUCUUGGAAGGUUAUUGAUGCCACCCUGCCUAUCGGAGUUAUUGAGGCACAGCUAAGAGAAAUGGCGGUCGAUUGCAUCAGUACAUGCCAAGAAGGCAAAUCUCUCUCGGAGCUCUGGUCUUCUUAAUUGCACGUGUUCAUGUCCUCUGGUUGUUUGGAACGGUAAAAUUUGUGGGUCAAAGUGUGAAAAGAUUGUUGGAAUCCACCUUUUUAUUUCACGUAAUAUUGUUCAUGCC